Manis pentadactyla (Chinese pangolin) is the source of this 6764-nucleotide messenger RNA. It is a transcript of the gene TRAK2, whose product is annotated as trafficking kinesin protein 2. The transcript has 18 exons. The record is from RefSeq and is a predicted model, not a curated record. The coding region runs from base 1061 to 3493 and encodes 810 amino acids. Gene Ontology annotation, molecular function: GABA receptor binding. Lineage: Eukaryota; Metazoa; Chordata; Mammalia; Pholidota; Manidae. Gene Ontology annotation, cellular component: dendrite. Gene Ontology annotation, biological process: anterograde axonal transport of mitochondrion; neurogenesis.
CAGGUCGUGCGCUGGCGCCGUGGAGGCUCCUGGGAGAGUGGGUGUCCUUUGCUCUUCCGAAAUUGUGUGGGGGCUGCCAUUGACCCGAUGUCAGUGCAAAACUAAGUCGCCGAGUGGUGAUGAUGUGAAGUCGUCCUUCGGUCUCUGCCACGCCCGGGCGGUUUCUGGCAGCGGCAGCCGCGUCGGCUGCUGCUCGCAGGCUAACCGGCGCUUUACACGCUUCCCACUGCGGGAGAGCGGGUGGAGGACGGAGGACGCCGGAUGCCGGGCCAAUCCUGUCAUGACUGUCCAAGGUGUGAUAGUCACAUGAGAGUACUCAUUACUGCAGAUGUCAUCUGACUCAUCAGAAAAAAUCUGCUUAAAAGAAAAUAUCCUUAUGACCACAUCCAUUUCUUUAUUGAAUGGCUUGAUGGAUUUCCUUUACUCUGAUUCAUACCAAAGUCAUCCUGGUCAACCAAAGCAAGAAAGGAUCCUGCAUGAGUCAACCCCAGAAUGCCACUUUUGUAUUGCCAGCAGGGGAAGAAAACCUCAUGAGUAUCAAUCACAAAGACUCAGAGAGCAUCACUGAGCUGCUUUUGUCUGUAUACCUUUUAAACACCUGACAACAGUACCUGGCACAUAAGAGGCUCUCGGGACAUACAGGAUAUACAAACACAGAUGUCUGCUCCAAUGAGGAUCUCCCUGAAGUGGAGCUGGUGAGUCUGCUAGAAGAACAGCUACCCCAGUAUAAGCUAAGAGUGGACUCCCUCUUUCUAUAUGAAAAUCAAGACUGGACUCGGUCCCCCCACCAGCAGCAACAUGCAUCUGAUGCCCUGUCUCCGGUCCUUGCUGAAGAGACUUUCCGUUAUAUGAGCACAGUGCAAGCUUACUUCUCCACUCGCUCCUUCCAGGAGGAACCCCACAGGCUGGUCCCUGGCGACUGGCAGGCACAAGACCAAUUACGUACCAGGAAAUGAGGGGAGGAGAGAACAGCCUUCCUCUCUCCACAUCUUGUCCCUGAGGCUGUGGGAGGCUACAGCAGUAAACACCUAUUGUUCUAGGCACAGACAGGGUGGAACAGAUGACCAAAACUUACAAUGAUGUCGACAUGGUUACACAUCUCCUAGCAGAGAGGGAUCGAGAUCUGGAGCUAGCUGCUCGAAUUGGACAAGCUCUCUUAAAGCGGAACCAUGUCUUGUCUGAGCAGAAUGAAGCCCUGGAGGAGCAACUGGGACAAGCCUUUGAUCAAGUUAAUCAACUGCAGCAUGAGCUGUCCAAGAAAGAUGAGUUACUUCGAAUUGUCUCCAUUGCUUCUGAAGAGAGUGAAACGGAUUCCAGCUGUUCUACACCUCUCCGAUUCAAUGAGUCCUUUAGCUUAUCUCAGGGUUUGCUGCAGUUGGACAUGCUGCAGGAAAAGCUUAAAGAACUGGAAGAAGAAAAUAUGGCUCUUCGAUCCAAGGCUUGUCACAUAAAGACAGAAACUGUUACCUAUGAAGAGAAGGAACAACAGCUUGUCAAUGAUUGUGUUAAAGAACUUCGUGAAACAAAUGCUCAGAUGUCCAGAAUGACUGAAGAAUUAUCUGGGAAGAGUGAUGAACUGAUUCGAUACCAAGAAGAGAUCUCCUCUCUUUUGUCUCAGAUGGUAGAUCUUCAGUACAAACUUAAAGAACAUGUAAUUGAGAAGGAGGAACUGAGACUUCACCUACAAGCUUCCAAAGAUGCCCAAAGACAACUAACAAUGGAGCUGCAUGAGUUACAAGACAGGAAUGUAGAGUGUCUGGGAAUGUUACAUGAAUCCCAAGAAGAAAUAAAGGAACUUCGUAGUAGAUCUGGCCCUGCUGCUCAUCUCUACGUAUCCCAGUCAUACGGAGUUUUUUCUGGGGAAUCUCUGGCAGCUGAGAUUGAGGGGACCAUGCGUAAAAAGUUGAGUUUAGAUGAGGAGUCUUCUCUCUUUAAACAAAAAGCCCAACAGAAACGGAUAUUUGAUACUGUCAAGAUUGCCAAUGACACACGGGGCCGCUCUGUCCCAUUCCCAGCUUUGCUACCCAUUCCAGGCUCCAACCAUUCAAGUGUCAUCAUGACAGCGAAACCUUUUGAGUCUGGUUUGCAACAGACAGAAGACAAAACACUCCCAAACCAGGGGAGCAACUCAGAGAGGGUUCCAGGGAACAGUCAGAAGAUGGACCAAGCAGUGCCCUCUGGUGAAGGUGAUUUGGCUACAGCACUGCAUCGCCUUAGCCUGCGGCGACAGAACUACUUAAGUGAGAAGCAGUUUUUUGCUGAAGAAUGGGAGCGGAAGAUACAGGGUCUGGCUGACCAGAAGGAAGGGGUUAGCGGCUGUGGCACCCCCACAGAGAGCCUUGCCUCUCUCUGCACCAACCAGUCGGAGAUCCCAGACAGCGGUGCCAGUUGCCUUCGAGGUUUUAUGCCUGAAAAAUUACAAAUUGUCAAACCCCUUGAAGGAUCACAAACUCUGCACCACUGGCAGCAGCUUGCCCAACCCAAUUUGGGAACCAUUCUUGACCCACGACCAGGUGUCAUCACAAAAGGCUUUCCCCAGUUGCCCAAGGAUGCCAUCUAUCACCUCUCAGAUUUGGAAGAGGAUGAAGAGGAAGGUAUCACUUUUCUGGUUCAGCAACCUCCUCAAGUGGAACAGGAACCUUCAGCACCCAAGCCAGUAACAGGAAUCUUCCUACCACCCAUUACUUCAGCUGGUGGUCCAGUUACAGUUGCAACAUCAAACCCAGGAAAGUGUCUGUCAUGCACAAACUCAACAUUCACCUUUACCACCUGUAGGAUAUUACAUCCCUCUGAUAUCACUCAGGUCACCCCCAGCUCUGGGUUCCCUUCACUGUCCUGUGGAAGUAGUGGCAGCAGUUCAUCAAACACAGCAGUGAAUUCUCCUGCUGUGUCCUACAGGCUCAGCAUCAGUGCAUCGAUCACCAACCGACGAGAUUCUACUACAACCUUCAGUAGCACCAUGAGCUUGGCCAAACUUCUGCAAGAGCGGGGCAUCUCUGCUAACGUGUACCAUAGCCCAGUUACAGAGAACCCGCUCCUGCAGCCUCUCCCUAAAGCCCUGGCCGUCCCUUCCACACCACCAAAUUCACCAUCUCAUUCACCUUGCUCUUCUCCUUUGCCCUUUGAGCCUAGAGUGCAUCUCUCUGAAAAUUUUUUGGCCUCUCGACCAGCUGAAACAUUCCUCCAGGAGAUGUAUGGUUUGAGACCUUCCCGGAAUCUUCCUGAUGUUGGCCAGUUAAAGAUGAACUUAGUGGACAGGCUGAAGAGAUUGGGGAUAGCCAGAGUGAUCAAGACCCCUGAGACACAGGAAAAUGGAAGAAGCCACAAGGCAGAAAUUGGUCUUCAAAGACCAGAAUCUGCUGUCUAUUUAAAUUCAGGUAGUAAUUUAUUGAGUGGACUGAGGAGGAAUCAAAGUCUUCCUGUCAUGAUGGGUAGCUUUAGCACCCCAGUUUGCACAUCCUCGCCCAAAAUGGAUAACCUGAAGGAGGACUGAGGUUCAGCCGUUAACUGACCUCUUACACAGAUUAAGCACAUGAAGAAUAGAUUUGCACUGAAACGUAGUCGGGUCUGACUGAGAGAAACAGAAUGUUGCAGAAGGGUUGUGAAUGUGGGAGGGGCAAGUGGGAGAAUGGAAACCAAUGGGAUGGGGCCCUAAAGAAUGAGGUCUUAAAAGUCAAAAGUAUAAAUUGAUUGGUCAGGAGUAUUUGGAGGCAGAAGAGGAAGUAAGGUUUAAUACACUCCCUCAAUUGGGUUUUCUUUCUUAAAAAGUGACUAGAAAAUAAAUUCAGUAAUACUGAAACAUAUCAGAAAUACUGAACUUGCUAGCACCUUUACUCUGGUAAGUAUAAGCAGGAAGAACCCAGGUUAGGAGAGAAAGAGAGAAGGAGCAGCUUUGACUGUUGCCUAUACAAAGUUAUUCUGGGGAGUUGCAGGGGUAAGCUCAGUCUCUUACCAAGACACCAGUGAGAUGGCGUUUAUGCUUGCCCCUGUUACUGUCUGAUUAAAUUACAUGCCGAUCAAAUGUAUGCAUACAGGUAUGCAUACAGCAUUAGCAAACAAGAAAUUGUAUCUUUUCCAUAAGAUCAGAAUAGUGGCGACUCCCUUUUUGCUUUCUUUCUGCAGGACUUUUUGAGCCAUUGGGAGCCCAAACCACCCAAAUUCCUUUUAUAUUUGUAAUUAAUAAAAGUUCAUUUUUCCAAUUUGUAUUUUUAUACAACAUCCCCCCAAAAACAACAUGACUUGGGGGGUAGGAAGGGUUUACUCUAAGAAGGAAAAUAUAGGUAAAUUGAAAUCAAGGAAAGUUGUUUCCAGAAUGUUUCUUCUGGGUAAGUGCAGUGGCCAAGGCAUAAGAAUAUAGUCACAUGUCUUUCAAAUUUCCUUGGAGGCUGGAAGGGGUUAAACCGUAAGUGCAAUCAGUAGGAAUUAGGGAAUGUUGUAUAUUUAUGUCCAUAAGUUUUUAUAAGGAAAGCUAUUUGCAAACUUUUUCCAAAGUGUGCUAUGCAUAUUUUUAAUGAAAGAUGACCUGUAUUUGCACAAAAAUUCUCAGGCACAUUAAAUUAUUAUAAGCUGAAGUAAAACCCAGGUGCUUGAUUUUAGAUUGCAGGGGGGUCGGGUUUAAUAAAGUCAAAACAUCUGCCUUUUUCUUGCUAUCUGUAAAAUCAAAAAAUGAACUUCUAAAUGGGCAAGUCAAAGCUUUUGCUUUACUCUAGGGUUCCUUUUUUUUUUAAACAAACAGUGUGAAAUGGCAAAAGGGAAACUCAAGGAUUAUGUGUCAGCAUUCAGCAGUGUGAUACAAGGCUGUGAAUUGGGAAGAAACAGAUCUGUUUUCUGUGUGUUGCUGAUCAAGGUCUGCUCCUCAUCUGAUGGCAUGGCUUUAUCUAAGCAAUACAGUUUGGAAAGAAAUACCAUUAUAUUAAAAGCAUUGUGGAGAGAAGAUAAGGAAGGAGGCUAAUUAUUUUGUUUUUGAAAAUGGGAGGCAUAUUACUUGAUCUUUUUUGGUGCUCAGUUUGUGACUGUUUUACCCCUUUGUUCUGACUUAAUUGAAAGGCUUUUUUAAAAAUUCUAGAUGCGAUCCUUGCUUCUUUGGUUACCUUUGAUACACAUAUCCUCAGGCUAGAAGAGGGUCCUUCCUCCUCUUGAGGUGCCUUUCCUACAUGAAGAGCUGUGUGCUCAAAGGGGUAGAAAAACCAACAUGCACACAAUGGUAAGAAUGUGAGUUUUCCAUGCUUUUUAGAAUCUUUCAAUAAUACUUUCUAAGUAAAUUUCUUAAAAGCAAAAAGUAAAAGUGUCCUCUCUCCAUUCUCUCCCCUUGCUCAGUCAUGCUGAGAUUGCAAACCAUACACAUACAUGUUUUGCAAGGAUUCCACCAGGUCUAUUAGUGAAAUGUAAGUGUCCCAGAAGAAUUACUGAUGUUUAAAUUUCCAAAAUAUUCCAAUUCACUUUUUUCAAAAUGGCAUCUGAGAUUUUACUUCAUAAGUAAAUCUGAGGUGCUUAUUUUAGCCAACUCGUAAAGCUUUCUAUUUAUUCUCUGAGAAAGUAAGCUUCCUAUUGCCAGUGUCCAAAAAACAUCCAGAGUGGGAAAACACCAGGCCAGAGAGCAGUACUAAAUGUUAAAUUUCAGAUUUAGGUAUAUUACAUAAAUAGCUAAAAAUUAAGCUAGAUUUGAGUGUUCUUUAUAAUUAAUAUACUUUUUUAUAACAUAUGUUAGAACGAUCACUUUGGAGGCAGGACAAGGAAGGACCUAAUCACAGCAAAAUGAGCACAUCUGAUUAAAGAAAACCAGACUUAAGUUUUUGAAAUUUAGAUUGAUGUUGCUGUUCCACCAGAAACACAAGAAUUGCAUAUGGCACAUGCUUAUCUCUAGAAAUGAAUCCUGUUUCGAAAUUGGGUUUUGCAGUUUUUGAAGUUUGCACUUAAUUUUUGGUACAGCCUGAGAAUCUCUAUUAUAACAAAAUUGUGUUCAAAGUAUAGUAAGAAGAACUGGAGCCUUGUAGCAAGUUCCUUCUCAGCUUAUCUGUUCUGCUUUAGUACUUGUUGACAUUUUAGUUUUUCUGUAUCAGCUAUAUAUGUACUUUUAUGCUAGUAUAGGAAAUUCUAAUUUUUUUUCUCCUUCGAGAAGGUUCUCAGUGAUAUACCUCAGGUAUUUCUGAGUAUCCUAUUAUCUAGUAGGAAGGGUACCUUUGAGAGCACAGAAUUAAAAGUUCUCCUGAAUUAUGAAGAUCCCAAAUGUUAUGUAAACAGUCUUAGACCUAGGUCUUAGGGAGAUAUUAAUGACCAUUGUUAACAGUUUUUUAAAAGUUUUUUUACUGUAUAUCCUUGACUGACAUAAAUGAACAGACUCUGGCAAAGGGAAGAAAUAAGAGGCAGCUCACAACAUGAGCCUAUUCUUUGUAAAAGGUGUAUUUUAUAUAGUAUUCAAAGCCUAUUAUUUUUUUCUGACCAUCCUAGUUCAUGAUUACUACUUGUAGGUUGCUAACACUGACUUUUCAACAUCUGUAACUAGAGAUCUCAGUGUUUAAUGGUUCACCUCUUUGAUGUCAGAUGCCUGCAGGCCUAUACUCCAGCUGACACAAGACAGUGCCCACCCCGAGUGGCAGCACUGCAGAGCACAGCUCCCUAGGAGUGGCAUAACGGCUCCUGGGGUAGCAGGGAAAUGCUGUUGUUUGAUAUCUGGGGCUUGACUUUGUCAAACAGCUCUUUGUGCACCUACUUUUUCUUUGUCAAGUGUAGAUCAGAUAAUAAACAUGAGUAUCUUCUUAAAUUUU